GGAGAGAAAGACCCACCUCCAGGGAGGGAGGGAAGGAGAUGGCGCUGCCGAGUUCGCAGCCAAACUUUGCUCCUCCACCCGGCCGAAGUUAGCUCUGGAGCGGGACGCGGCUGGCAGCCGUCUCCAGCCUUCGCUCGCAGGAGCGCCCCCCCCUAAAAAAACAACCCCCUCCUCUCUUCCUCCACCCCCCUUCUCCGGCGGCGGCAGCAGCAGCAGCAGUCCCUUCCCACCCACUCCGAAAGUGGCGGCGGCGGUGGCAGCGGCAGCAGCAAGUCUGCCGAUGGGAAGCCACUAAUCGCAGCCAACUCCAGCGGCUCUUUUCUCCCUCCCGGAGCUUGUCCGGCCGCCCGGCGCCUGCAGGAUGAGCGAUCAGCCCUGGGGAGCCUCCCGCAGCCGUCGCCCCCGCCCAGGCGGCGACUCCCUUAGGGCAAAAUGAGCGACUAUCCGCAGAAGGAGACGCCGAUCUCGCGCAAGCAGCGGCUGAUGGCCGCGAUCGCGUCCGGGGACGAGAGUGCAGGAGCCGCGGAGAGCGGCAGCUGCUAUCGUGCCGAGUCCCCGGCGGCGGCAGCCGCGGCAGCCUCCGCCUCCUCAGCCGCGGCGGCGGCGCUGUGCUGCUUCAUCUGCGGCGGGGGGAUCAGCCGGGGCAAGGAACUGAAGCUGCAAGUGAAGUACGCGCGCGACAACCAGCCCUUCUUCCCGUUCCUGCAGCACCAGGAGCCGGCGCCCGGGGCGCAGGAGGUGACUCCGGAGGGCUGCGCCGUGGUGUGCGCCGUCUGCCGCUGCUUCCUGGCCGAGCAGUGGGAUUCCUUCGAGCGGACGCGCACGCCGGUUGAGAAGCGCAUGUAUUGGCUCAAGCGGCCCUACCAGUGCGACGGGCCGGCGGUGGGAGUCGGCGGGCUGCGCAGGGCCCCCCAAGAGUGGAAUCUCUCCUACGCGCUGGGCGCCGACGACGAACGGCGUCCCAGCAGCAGCAGCGGCCGGAGCCAGCCAGCUGAGGACGACGACGACCUUUCCUCCCUCUCUGACGCCGGGAACCUCUCGGAGCCCGACCUGCGCUCCCCCGGCCGGGAGACCGGCGUCAAAGGCAGCCCCGGUUACUGGCGCGCCAAAGAGCGCGCGGUGCCAAGCGCGCACAUGGGCAGCAGCGCCAAUUACCGCGAGUGGAACCAGCCGCCGCCGCCACCCCCAGAGGUGGCGGCCCCCUUGCGCCCGGGGAACGGCCUGCCACCGGCAGAGAAGCCUAAGAGGAAGAGGCAGCGGCGGGCACGACUUUGGGGGACCGAGGGGCCGAUUUGGAGAGGUGCGCCCGGGGACAGCAGCGGCGGGAGGAUGCCGAGGGCCUCCCCUGCAGGGGGAAGAGGCGACGGGUCAGCGGGCCAGCGGCCCCCGGGCGAGAGUGGCCGGGAGCUUUCCAGCUAUUGCUCCUCCGAGGAGAGCGAGAUCAAUAUCACCAGCGACGAGGAGCAGAAGGAGAAUGGCCGUGCCCUCCCCGCGCCCAGGCCGCCCCGGGGGACAGAGCCACCGUCGUUGGGGGAAGCCGCCUGCUACGUCUGCGGCACCCCUUUGACGCCGGCUUCCCAGCACCGAAUCCACGUGCAGAAGCAGGAGAAGGCUUCGAAGGCGCCUUUCUUCCCCUUCCUGUGGCUGCACAGCCCGCCUCCGGGGGCUUUGCCCAUCAGCACCGCGGGGAGCACCUGGGUGUGCUCCUGUUGCUUUGCUUCCCUCGUGCAACAGUGGCAAAGUUUCGAGAUGGCGGACGUGCCUGUCCUGCAGCGGCUCUACGUGGUCCCUCUGAACGCCGCCGCGACCCCCAAGGCGAAGAGGGAGAUCCCUCCAAGAGAGGAGUCGCUCCCGGGCCCCCUGCAGCUCUUCCAGCAAGCCUGCUACCUCUGCGGGGAGGAUUGCGCCAAGGACAGCAGGCCUGUCUCUGCCAAGAUCACCAACGGCAAUGCCAAAACGACCAUGCACUUUCCCUUCCUUAGCCUCCUCCCCUGCCCUCCCAGCGCCAAAGGGCUCAACAAGCACUGGGAGGUCCGCAGCUGUCGGAAGUGUUACAGGGUGCUGCAGGAUCUGUGGGCCAUGUACCAGGCUUGCCACAACGAGGAGCUCAUCACUUCAGUGCAGAGCUUCCUGGGCAGGUAUCACCAGGUCUUUUCAGCCGGGGAUUGCAACAGUGUUGCCACCAGGCACCCAAAUUUGGCCAAACCCGGCCUGGUGUCCAUUUGCUAUAUCUGUGGAGCUGAACUGGGGGCAGGCAAGGAGUUCCAGCUCAGUGUCAACCCGCCAGGCCGCUUUGGGGAGAAGGAGCCAUUCUUCCCCUUCCUCACCGUUUACCCACCGGCUCCUCGGGCCAGGCCUGCCGAUUCCACGGGGAUAGUGGCCACGUGCGUGCUCUGCUACCACGACCUCUUGGGGCAGUGGCUGCAGCACGAAAGUAGCUGUUCCCACCACCCCAGCAGCGCCUGGUCCAGGCAGUACAAAGUGGAGACCUUUGUCUGCUUCUUCUGUAGGCAAGAGAAGAAACGAUGCCUUGGAUUAAAAGCUGUGCAAGUGGCCCGGCUGCCCGUGUUCCUGUGCUCCUUACGGGUGCCCAGUAGCUUGCUGGUAGAUGACGGGAAGCAGCUGAUUAUUGGAGCCUGCCCCGAGUGUGCCGUACUGGUGCUUGCUGGCAAAACCACCGCAUCCAGAAAUCUCUUUGUUGCCCCUGCAAUGGCACCAGCUUCUCUCCAAAAGGCAUCGACUUGUCCUCUAGAAGCACCUGGUCUAAAACUAGUUACCAGUGAGGCUGCCCAGUGCCCUUUGGGCCCCGUGGAAACCACAUCUCCGGGAAACAGAGCUGCUCAGGAUUACAGGGACAGUUUGGAUGUGGAGGGUGCGGCCCAAACAGCUACAAGCAUGAGCCAUGAGCCAAAGUCACCUUCUCUAGGAAUGCUUUCAACAGCGACCCGGACUACUGCCACCGUCAGCCCCCUGACCCCUUCUCCUCUCAAUGGCUCCAUUGUGCCCAGUGGCAGCCCGGCAGCCAACAGCACUUUGUCCGUCCAGUCAGCGCCCUCUUCCAGCUUUGCCGCCGCCCUGCGCAAGCUUGCCAAACAAGCCGAGGAACCCAGAGGGUCUUCAAUAAGCAGCGAGUCUUCUCCCGUUUCCUCGCCAGCCACCAACCACAGCUCCCCUGCAAGCACUCCCAAGCGAGGAUCCAUGGGGCCACUGAUUGUCCCCCCAGGAGGCCACACAGUGCCGAACACGCCUCCGGUCGUGACCAUCGCACCCACCAAAACUGUGAAUGGCGUCCGGAGAAGUGACGGUUGGCAGCAGGAAGCUGGGUCACGAAGCAGCGGCGGAAACAGCAGCAGCAGGGACCGCCUCAUGGCGGAGGCCCCCUUACCCCAGGAGAAAGCCAGUGGCCCAACUGUCCCUUCUCACCUGCUGGGGACGCCUUAUUCUUUCGGGAUCCCGCCUAACUCCAUCGUUCAGGACUCUCGCUUCCCACCUCUCAACCUCCAGCGGCCUGUCCACCACGUGGUGCCUCCCAGCGCGGUCACAGAAGACUACCUGCGGAGCUUCCGGCCCUACCAUACAGCCGAAGAGCUCCGCAUGUCCUCCCUGCCUCCCAUUGCUCUGGAUCCAGCCACUGCAGCUGCUUACUACCAUCCCAGCUACCUAUCUCACCAUCCUUUCCCUCACCCGGCCUUCAGGAUGGAUGAUUCAUACUGCCUGUCAGCUCUGCGCUCGCCUUUCUAUCCAAUUCCAACUCCUGGCUCCCUCCCACCCCUUCAUCCGUCAGCCAUGCACCUCCACCUGUCUGGAGUGAGGUACCCCGCCGAGCUGUCUCAUUCGUCUCUCUCUGCGCUUCAGUCCGAACGCAUAUCCAGCCUGACUGCAGAGAGGCUGCAAAUGGAUGAAGAACUGCGGCAACGGGAGCGAGAGAAGGAGCGAGAGCGGGAAGCUGACCGCGAGCGGGAGAGAGAACGGGAGAGGGAGAGGGAGCGAGAAAAGGAGCUGGAGCGGGAGAGGGAGCGGGAGAAAGAGAGGGAGCGAGAGCGGGAGAGGGAGCUGGAGAGGCAGCGAGAAAGAGCACGUGAAAAAGAACAGAGCAUUGUCAAAACCCUGGAAGGCCCCUUCUUACCAGCAUCAGAGUUGCACGGGCUGAGGAGUCACCCACCAGAAGAGCGUGUCAAACCAUCUGAACAGCUAACGCCAAACCGAGCAGAGAAGCCCAAGGAUUCUCCUGCUAUCCAGACCCCCAAGCCAGUCCAGCAUCCUUUGCACCCGUCGUCUGCCUCGCACCAUCCAGUACCCAGCCUCAUUUCCAACCACAGCCUUUUCCCCCUGCCCAGCAGCAGCAGCACAAGCACGGCGCUCCUCAUCCAGCGCACUAACGAGGAAGAGAAGUGGCUGGCGCGGCAGCGGCGGCUGCGUCAGGAGAAAGAGGACCGCCAGUCCCAGGUGUCGGAGUUCCGGCAGCAAGUUCUAGAGCAGCAUUUGGAUAUCGGGCGCCCCCCUGGCCAGUUGGAAGGCGAGCACCGGCCAGAGAACCCCAGAUCGGGACCAAACCGCCCUGAACAGACUAGCCGAGACCAACCACAGCAUUUUGGAGGCCCCCCUCCACUUAUCUCCCCUAAGCCGCAGCAUCAUCCUGUCCCCACUUCCCUCUGGAACCCUGUUUCUUUGAUGGACACCACCACUGAACCCCGAAGGAUACAGGAAAGCCACCCUCUCCCAAGCCAUGGCACCCAGUACGAGUCAAGCCGGCAAGCCAUUCCCCUUGUGAAGGUUGAGCGGGUCUACUGUCCAGAGAAACUAGAAGAAGGAGCCAGGAAAAGAGAAGCCCCCGACAAGUUCCAGCCUUCCAGGGAGCCUGGGGGACCAGAGCAUGGCAGCUUUCCCCAUGCUUUUUCUCUAGCAGACCUGGAGAAGUCCACCCAGACCAUUUUGAACCAGCAGAGGGCAUCACUCUCACAAGGUGGACAGUUUGUUGACAUGAGCUUGAAUGCCAAGCCAGGUUCACCUUAUAGGCAUCCACUCCCCAGGAGCCAUGACCCCAUGUAUGUUUACGACGAAUUCUUGCAGCAGCACCGGAAGCUAGUCAGCAAGCUGGACCUGGAAGAGAAAAGGCGAAGGGAAGCCCAGGAGAAAGGUUAUUAUUAUGAUCUGGAUGACUCCUAUGAUGAGAGCGAUGAAGAGGAAGUGCGAGCCCACCUGCGCUGUGUUGCAGAGCAACCCCCAUUAAAGUUAGACACCUCCUCAGAGAAACUAGAAUUCCUACAGCUUUUUGGACUGACCACCCAACAACAGAAGGAGGAGCUCCUGACUCAAAAACGGAGGAAACGCCGACGAAUGUUGCGAGAGCGGAGCCCCUCACCACCAACUGUCCAGAAUAAACGCCAGACGCCCUCUCCGCGUUUUGUGCUCUCGACACGUUACAGCCCUGAUGAGAUGAACAACAGCCCAAAUUUUGAGGAGAAAAAAAGAUUUCUCACCACCUUCAAUUUAACCCACAUCACCACUGAGAAAAGGAAAGAUAAAGAGAAGCUGGCGGAGAUGUUCCAUGCCAUGAAACAAAAAAGUGCCUCCACGGCAAUGUCAGUCAAAACUUCCCCACGGGACAGCCCUAGCAUUGUCCAAGCUGAGCCACAAGUACAGCAAUUUGCUGUGGAUUCAGAGAAGCCAGUCAGCAUUGCUGCUGCUUUGCUGCCAGACUCUCAAAAGGCAGCUGAGCCCAGCAGAAUGGAACAGCUGAGGCUGCACGAGUGUCCAAGAGCCAAGGAGCCAGUUCCUGUCUCCAUUGAGAAGCCUAAGUUGAGUGACGGGCACACGGCCAAGAAAAGCCUGAGCAUCCUUAAUUAUGUCCGAGGUUCUCUGCCGAAGGACAUCCCCGUGCCGUUGUCGCACAGUAUGAAUGGGAAGAACAAGCCAUGGGAGCCCUUUAUAGCGGAGGAGUUUGCACAUCAAUUCCAUGAGUCUGUAUUGCAGUCCACACAGAAAGCAUUGCAGAAACACAAAGGAAAUGCAAUGGCGCACUCCACAGAGCAGAACCACAAAGUUGAUGCCUCUAUCCAUUAUAACAUUCCGGAGUUGCAGACCUCAAGUUGGGUGUCUCUGCCACAGCAGAAUGGCCAGAAAGAUUCCCAGCAUAAGGGUUUCAUCCCCCCAGAACAUGACAAGGUUUCUGACUCAGAGGAAGAGGAGGAGGAAGAGGAGUACCCCAGAACCAAGUGGCAUGGGAUUGAAGCAAUCUUUGAGGCUUACCAGGAACAUAUAGAAGAGCAAAACCUAGAACGCCAAGUGCUGCAAACCCAGUGCAGACGCUUGGAAGCCCAGCACUACAGUCUCAGCCUGACUGCAGAACAGCUAUCACACACUAUGACGGAACUAAGGAACCAGAAGCAGAAGAUUGUCUCUGAAAGAGAACGACUUCAGGCCGAACUAGAUCACUUGAGAAAGUGCCUUGCAUUGCCUGCAAUGCAGUGGUCUAGAAGUUAUUUCAAGGGGUAUCCCAGGUGACACUCCCUUGUACUAGGCCGAACAUAUAGUAUAGAAAUAAUAAUCUAUUUUAUUACCUGGAAUAUUUAAUAUUUUUCACUGGGAGGUUUGAAGCUUAAAAAUAAAAGAGAAUGUGCCAUGCAUGGAGCAACAGACUGUGGAAUCCAGGAAAAUCCAAACCCAUCUCUUGAAAAGAUGCAACUGAAAUCUUUUUAACUCUGCGAGUAACUUACAGAAGAACUUUAGUUUGGGUUAAAUUUGAAAGGGUUAUUUUCCUUCUGCUUCCUCUCCUACCUUUUUCAAAAACCUUGUUUUUAAACCAGAGAUUCCAUCGAUGACACUAACAUCCACCUCCUGUUGAAGGGGCCGGGAUCAUUUCCAUACAUAUGCUCCUUUUUGUUGCCAUAUUAGUUUAAUUGUUAUACUUUGGGAUCUGUCCAUUUUAUUUGUUCUGAAUUACACUGUUUCUCAGUUCAAGAGGAGACCAGGUACACAUCAGUUUUUGUUAGAAUGAACUGGAUAUUUUGGAUACAUAAUUAUCUGCAGAGUAAUAGGCCUAGCAGAAGAAAAUGCAGCUUCCAAACUUGACUUCCCAUGCAUCAAUCAGCUUUUUGCUGGAAAUGCACUUCACUUGAAAAAUAAAAGUGAAUGAAUAAACUGAAGGUACCUUUUUAUUACUGGGGAGGGGAAGAUGUACAGAACAGUGAUAUACAUACAACACACAUAGAUUAUGUACCCCAGUGGGUAGAAUUUUCAUACAAAGAUUUUGCAAUUAAAGAGUAAAAAAAAAGGUGCUUCAGCCUUGUACUGUGUAUAUAUUUAAAAAUGUUUUGUAUGUUUUUAUUACUUUAAUUAUUGUUAUAAAAAGCUUGCCAUUUUCAAUAUGUUUCUGCUUUUUUUUCUUUUUGGCAAAAAGAUAGCUUGCUUUUAGUGUUUGUACUGCUGCUGGUCAGGACAUGAAAAAAUAUUGAAAUGUUUUUUAAAAGAAUUUUAAGGAAAAAGCUUUCCACUGGGGCACGUGCUGUCACUUGUGUAUUUUGCAAAGUGCAGCAUCAGUUUCUGGUACAGUAAAUUCUCUUGCGCAACUGGAGUUUCUUUCCUCCUUUUGUCCCCUGCCCAUUUUUUUCUUCAAGCACUUGGAAUACUGAAUGUCAUAUGAUUGGUUGCUAUUGAGAGAACAAGAUCUCAGUCUAAAGAGACCCAAGAUUUUAGGGACGCUAUAAACUUUAGUGAACAAAACCUGGUAUUUGUUCAUUUUAUCAACACCACUUAAAAUCACAUGUGAGGCUUCCAAAGAAGAAAAAGAUUAUUCCAAAAACAGUAAACAGUUAAUACAAAGGAAGAAAAAUCUUGUGAUGUGUGCCUAAAUCUGUCUGUUUCCAACCUGCUUCACAUACAGACCCAGCAGCAUGGAAGCUACUCCUGGCAAGGUGUGGUCCCAUCCUGUAAGGAUGCGCAUGUACAGGAAAUCAUGGGAGCAGGGAAGAUUCCAUAGGUCUUUCACCCCUGAAUGGCAGUGCAGAUUGCAUGGGAUUCAGUUGGCUUACCCACAUAGUCACGUUAUUCGCACGCCAUGCACCCUUGCAGUGUGGGAUCACACAUGCUAAAAAUAGGUCCUGUGCUCCUAGGUCCAAAGUGAAGAGGGCCUCAGCCUUGUACUUAUACAGGUAAUACUUUUUGUUUGUUUUUACUCAAGUCAUUGAUGCAGAAUGCCUGCUAAGACCAUACAUGACCUUUGAAUAGGUAUCUCUUGUCAUCUUUGGCUCAUGUAGCUACUGCCAAAAUUUAAGACGCCUCUGUGUGGUUAUCAAGAGCUGGUUUGGGUUAGCAUUUUCUUUCCAUGUGUAAGUAUUAAAUGAUACUUUAAUACAAAUUUCUUCAAUACAGCUUUCUAGCAAGUGGCUUUGUUCUUCCCUGCGAUUCAUGAAUUUAACUCUCAAAUUGGCAGCACUAGAAAGUAAGAGGCAAGAUGGAUAAGCUAGAUAGCCAUGUGACAAUUGAUAUUUGGUCUGCAAACAUCUGCUCUAGAAAAGUUCGAAGCUUUUUGUUUUGUUUUUUAAAGCCUUGUCUAGUAGAGCAGCUUCUGAUUUUGCUUUGUUCAUCAGUCUGGCUACAACAGCCUUUUGUGGAAAGCAUUGUUGUAAAAUUAGUCCAUGUCCCUUUAAAGGAAGCCUAGAAUGAGUAUUUUAAAGGGGCAGGUACAACAUUUUACAUACAUCCACCUUUCACGCUUGAGGGGAUCAUAUACAUAACGCAAGGAUCAGCCAUCUAAGUUUAAAAUGGUUUCCCCUUUGCCUUAACUAUUCAAGUCCUCACCAACCAAUUCUUGCAGACAAGGUUUGGCAAAAGCACAAUAUUUUGACUGGGAGAAUAAUAUAACCCUGGGAUUUGUAGCACCUUUAUAGUCAAGGUUCACCAAUUUCAUUCUCAGUUUUAUUUUAGUAGCUUAUGUGCAAUGCUUUAUUUGCUGUUACUAUUGAAAAUUAUUUUUCUCUGAACAUUGACAAUGAAAGGCAAGUUGGUGCGCUCUUGUAGGACUCUGUGGUGGCCAGAUGCGAAGGAAGACAAUGCUUCUAUAUUUUUUAAUAGCUGCUUAGAAGUAAAUUCAGUUGGUGCAGUUUCCUCACCAGUGUGUGACAAAGCUACACCAGCCAAAAUUCCCUUUGCUAUGCAACCCUUAAGAAUACCAAAGCCCUGGCCAUCCUCCAGAAUCUUAUAACAAGGAAGGAACAUAAAGGAAAUUCAUGGGCCUGUGUUACAGAACGUUCUUUUCCUGGAUGCGGAAAGAGAGGGUGGUUGUUUUCACUUUAGCAAGUGAUCCUUCAAACAGCUAAAGCUGCCAUUUUCUGUAAUAGGAUUCUGAAUAUUCUUCUCUGAUGUACUGAGACAAUCGGCUCUAUUGGAGCAUGAGAGAAAAGAGCAGAAAAAAGUAAUUCAAUCUAUAUUUUUUCCUCUGAACAAUGUUAGAACAUUAUCAUCCAUUUGGCCUUCAAAGAAAAAAGAGUUACUUGUUGGUUGUUAAUGCCAUUUCAUUCCAUAACAUAGGUUUUACCAAAAAAGCAGAAAGCAAAAGUAUACCUUGAAAAAGUGUUGUAUCCCCCCACCCUCCACCCCUUUAGGUCAACUGAAAAUUAUCCAAAAUAGGGACCACAGCAAAACUGACUUUUCAGUAGCUUCAGUGCUCAUUCUGGCCAUUCAGAUUUCAGUAUAUGACCAGAGUAAAGUAUUUCUGUAAAGUAUUGACAGAAGCUAGCUGUGUGAGAAGGCAACAAGCUAGAAUGUCAAAUACACCUAAUGAGGUGGGGGUCAUAAUUUACACUGCCUUUAAGAAUCUUAGGAAAGUGUUAGGGGAACAAAGAUGGGAUAAACAGUAAUGGCUCUAAUUUAUUUCUGUCCAAAUAAUUUGACACCUGCUUUCAAGCUAUCAAGAUUUGAGUGUUAACUGAGGGCAAUUUGGCUGAUAUUUCCAUACCACAUCUAGCAAAUUGCUGCAGUAGCAGGGUCUUUCAAGUCAGUGUCAAUCACAGCUUUUGCUUCCUAGUUUGCCAAUGGGUAGGAUGGGUGGGUGGGAGAUGGGCAUAGAAAGUAGCAGGCCGUUGCACUCAUUCUUCUAAACUUAAUUGCACUAUGUUAUCUUUUCUUUCAAAUGCAUGGAAUGUGGGCUAUACUCUCUGGGAAGAUGUUUGCACCACAUUGCUUCACUUUACAAGCCCAGCAUGUGCUGUUUAAGGACACACAUGAGAGCCAAUUGGCUUGAGUUCCAUAUAUCUACAUACAACAGUAAAGAAUGAAUGUGCGCUUAGUCAAACUCUGUUGAAUUCAAAUUCAGAUUCAGACGGUGGUACACAUGUUGCCAGAUCAGCCAUAAUUUCCAUUCAGAACAAGUCUGCAUCAUUGUUUGAAAUAUGUCUUUCCCUCAUAUGAUGCAAAAAAAGAAAAGAAAGAAAAAGCAGAAAAGUUAGGAGGUGCUAGUAUGAAAACUACAGUAUCCCACCUUGGAGCAAUUCAUCUUUCAAAAUGUUCUCUCCUUUUCUCCUCCCUAUAACGAUGGGAGUCAAUUCCUUCUCCCGCCGACCCACCCAUCCCCAACUUCCUGGCCCACAGCUUCAAUUCUCAGAACACCUAUUUGCUCUCCCUUGCCCCCAGGGCCAUGCUGAUUGGUUGUUGUAAAAUGUGCAGAAUUUCUCAAGCAACUAAGCACAGAGCAUGAGGGGGAGAGCAGGAUAAUAAAGCCCAGACCUGCUGGGGCAGUUUAGAUGCUGUGAGACAAAUUAAACCUGUUUUAAGUGUACUUGUUUGAAUUAAAUGUAAUGUAAUAUAUUUGUUGAAUGUAGUAAUUAGGUAUUUAUGAAUAUAUUGCUGUAAUUUCUGACAACAUCCAAAAAAUAAA
This is a messenger RNA of Rhineura floridana, 10873 nucleotides long. RefSeq names its product Gse1 coiled-coil protein (gene GSE1). The transcript has 17 exons. The record is from RefSeq and is a predicted model, not a curated record. Lineage: Eukaryota; Metazoa; Chordata; Lepidosauria; Squamata; Rhineuridae. The coding region runs from base 433 to 6504 and encodes 2023 amino acids.